Molecule: messenger RNA, 1149 nt
Organism: Cucurbitaria berberidis CBS 394.84
Lineage: Eukaryota; Fungi; Ascomycota; Dothideomycetes; Pleosporales; Cucurbitariaceae
Exons: 3
Coding region: 274-1104 (276 amino acids)
Source: RefSeq, a predicted model, not a curated record
GUUGUGUUGUCUCAUGUUCACACCUGUUGUGUUAUCUUGUAGAAGGUAAGUCUUAGUCUCCCCGAAUACGCCUCUUCAUGUUAGUUGGGAUCAGCUGUUUCCAAGGUUACACGCUGGACCCUGCUGGUACGAGCUUUGCGCCAUCACGGACCAACGAGGCGACGAAUCUUUCAUUUUCUACACGAGACCUUUGUCGCCUUUGAUCACAGAACGCAUCAUGAAUUCGUAGUCAAGUCUGUAAUGACUUAAGUGACUGGGGUGUUGCUCUACGAGAUGACCUUUGAUGAAACGAUGUGUAGCCUGCGACGCGACGAGUUCAACUAUACCGAGAAAAGGCAAUUCUAUCGCGUGACCAGUGAACAGGUUGUUACACAGUACUUGCCAAGAUCGACUAGAGGCCCUUAUGUCUUUCAAGCCCAAAUUGGAUAUUGCUGGUCCUAUGUGACUAGAGAAGCUAUCGAACAGCAUUUGAAGUCAAUUGACCGAUAUGCCACUCCAUUCAUCUCCGUCUUUGAUAAUUUCGCUGAUGCGUUGAAGCGAGCCUACCACUUCUACCUCAGAGGCGACGAAAGAAUUUCGAUAGUCCAGAUCGACGCUACGGAAUUGGUUAAAUCAAACGGGAUUCAACAAAACAUCGACGCGCUUGUGCCGACAUGGAGAGGUAUCGGAAAUGGAAUCGACGAAUGGCUCUCAGUGGCUGAAAUAGCACCAGCCUUGGGUAUCCACCCCCAACUCGUCCAGAGAUCAGAGUGGCUUGCAUGUGGACAAAUAUCAAAUAGCAGAUUCACUGCAGCCUGGCCGAUCAUACAAGGCAAACUAUUCUUCGAACAGGAAAACGGCCAAGACUUAGUGGACCUCUUCACCUAUUACUGCGGGCGCAUGCCUGACUACAUCCGACAGCAGAGCGAAUCUGGUCGAUACGCAUAUGAUUGGGAUAACGAGGUUUUUUUCGAGACUGAAUGGUCGAAGAGUGAGAGAAGAUCGUCGUCAACCCAAAAUGGGUUCUCAGGUGCGGGCGUUGGACUUGGCGUUGCAUCCCAAUUGCCUCGCUUUACGAUGUUCGGUCACGCUGGUUUUCUACGCGGCAUGGUUGUGAUGGAUUGAUGUAUGAUAUGGUAUGUAAAGUUAUUUGUAAAUUGAGUGAUGAAC